AUGGAAACAAGAAUCCCAGAGGUGUGUUUGAGCUCAGGCUCCUCGUCAAAGGCGAUGCCGCGCAUCGGCAUGGGCACGGCGGCGUACCCUUUCGUGUCGUCGGAGGCCACGCAGUCGGCGAUAUUGCACGCCAUCAAGUUAGGGUACCGGCAUUUCGACACUGCUGCAUUGUAUCAGUCCGAGGAGCCGCUUGGCGAGGCGGUGUCUGAGGCCGUCCGGUCGGGGGUCAUCGGUACGCGGGACGAGCUCUUCGUCACCUCCAAGCUGUGGUGCAGCGACGCGCGUUGCGACCGCGUCGUGCCGGCGCUGAGAAAGACUCUUCAGAACCUUCAAAUGGAGUACAUUGAUCUCUACCUCAUUCACUGGCCCAUGACGGUUAAGCCGGGAAAGUAUGAGUUCCCAUUUCCCAAGGAUGAGAUCGAGCCCUUCGACAUGAAAUCCGUGUGGGAGGCAAUGGAGGAGUGCUUGAGAUUGGGCUUAACAAAAGCCAUUGGAGUGAGCAAUUUCUCUUCCAAGAAGCUCCAAGCAUUGCUCUCCUCUGCACAAAUUCCCCCUGCUGUUAAUCAGGUGGAAGUGAAUCCUCUUUGGCAACAAAGGAAGUUGAGGGAGUUGUGUGUGGCUAAGGGGAUUCAAAUAUGUGCUUGGUCUCCUUUGGGAGCAAGAGGUGCACUUUGGGGGAGUGAUGGGGUAAUGGAAUGUGCUGUUCUCAUGGAGAUUGCUGAGGCUAAGGGGAAGACUCUGGCUCAGAUAUGUCUAAGGUGGGUGUAUGAACAAGGAGAUGUUGUGCUGGUGAAGAGCUUCAAUGAGAAGAGGAUGAUGGAGAACUUGGACAUACUUGGCUGGGAAUUGAGUGAAGAGGAUAACCACAAAAUUAGCCAAAUCCCACAGUGCAAAGGAUAUCAAGGAUUGGACUUUGUCUCCCCUAGUGGGCCUUACAAAUCCCUCAAGGAGCUUUGGGAUGGUGAGAUUUGAUUCAAUUAUUGGGGGGAGAGAGAGAGAGAGAGAGAGAUUGCAAAGUCACUCUGUUAGUUGUGUUGGCCAAUGAAAGCUCACUUAAUUACUGUAAUAAAUAAUGAGCUAGGCUCGAAUGCUUCUAAAAAUAAAGAAGGUUGUUUGCUUGUGUGUCA
Molecule: messenger RNA, 1127 nt
Organism: Ananas comosus (pineapple)
Lineage: Eukaryota; Viridiplantae; Streptophyta; Magnoliopsida; Poales; Bromeliaceae
Product: probable NAD(P)H-dependent oxidoreductase 1
Exons: 4
Coding region: 1-972 (323 amino acids)
Cellular component (GO): cytosol
Molecular function (GO): aldose reductase (NADPH) activity
Source: RefSeq, a predicted model, not a curated record